Messenger RNA from Castor canadensis (American beaver), 2081 nucleotides. RefSeq names its product ectonucleoside triphosphate diphosphohydrolase 6 (gene Entpd6). Lineage: Eukaryota; Metazoa; Chordata; Mammalia; Rodentia; Castoridae. Gene Ontology annotation, molecular function: hydrolase activity. Gene Ontology annotation, cellular component: Golgi apparatus. The record is from RefSeq and is a predicted model, not a curated record.
UGACGCACGUGGGCGGGGCCAGGCUCAAGGGAUCCCCGAGGUCACGACCCGCGGGUAGAGGCUGUGGUGACGCUGGCCAGGGCAGGAUCGCUGGGAAGUACCCUCCGUCCGCCGCCUGCCCGCUGCCCGAGAGGCAGCACCCGCAUCCGUGGGUGGGGCAGAAGGCGCUGUGCCUGAAGCAGCUGCUGCACAGUCCUUGGGAGACUAAGAAAUGAGAAAGAUAGCAAACCAUGGGACCCUGCGGAUGACGAAGGUGGCAUACCCCCUGGGGCUGUGCGUGGGCCUGUUCAUCUAUGUCGCCUACAUCAAGUGGCACCGGGCUUCUGCUGCCCAGGCCUUCUUCACCAUUGCAGCAGCAGCCUCAGGGGCACGGUGGGGCCAGCAGGCCCACAGCAUCCCAGACUUAGCCACAUAUGGUCAAGAGGUCUUCUACGGGAUCAUGUUUGAUGCUGGGAGCACCGGCACUCGCAUACAUGUCUUCCAGUUUGCCCGGCCACCUGGAGAAACUCCCAUCUUGACCCACGAAACCUUCAAAGCACUAAAACCUGGACUUUCUGCAUAUGCUGACGAUGUUGAAAAGAGCACCCAGGGGAUCCAAGAGCUGCUGGAUGUUGCGAAACAAGACAUUCCAUUUGACUUCUGGAAGGCCACACCUCUGGUCCUCAAGGCCACAGCUGGUUUGCGCCUAUUACCAGGAGAAAAGGCUCAGAAGUUACUGCAAAAGGUGAAAGAGGUGUUUAAAGCAUCACCUUUCCUGGUAGGAGAUGACUGUGUUUCCAUCAUGAAUGGAACAGACGAAGGCGUCUCGGCCUGGAUCACCAUCAACUUCCUAACAGGAAAGUGGAGAGAUGCUAAGGGGAGCAUGCUAAGGAGAGGUGUCUGUGGGAAGCAGAGUGGAGACAGAACCAAAGGGGACCUUGCAGCUCCUGUCAGCAUAUCAAGGGCCUGGCUUUUGACCUUUCUUGAACUUCCUACUGUUCUCAUCUGCUUCCUAAUACGACAGUGCUGUGUCUUUACUCGCUGUGAUCUAGGCAGUUUGAAAACCCCGGGAAGGAGCAGUGUGGGCAUGCUGGAUUUGGGCGGAGGAUCCACUCAGAUCACCUUCCUUCCUCGGGUCGAGGGUACCCUUCAGGCCUCCCCGCCCGGCCACCUGACCGCGCUGCAGAUGUUUAACAGGACCUACAAGCUCUAUUCCUACAGCUACCUGGGGCUGGGACUGAUGUCGGCACGACUGGCAAUCUUGGGCGGUGUGGAGGGGAAACCUGCUAAGGAUGGGAAGGAAUUGCUCAGCCCUUGUUUGCCUCCUGAGUUUAAAGGAGAGUGGGAGCAUGCUGAAAUCACAUACAGAAUUUCUGGACAGAAGGCAGCCAGCCUUUAUGAUCUGUGCGCCCACAGAGUAUCGGAAAUUCUUCGAAAUAAAGUGCACAGGACACAAGAGGUGGAUCACGUGGACUUUUAUGCUUUCUCCUACUACUAUGACCUUGCAGCCAGUGUGGGCCUCAUAGAUGCUGAGAAGGGAGGCAGCCUGGUUGUCGGGGACUUUGAGAUAGCAGCCAAGUAUGUGUGUCGGACCCUGGAGACCCGGCCGCAAGCCAGCCCCUUCACGUGCAUGGAUCUCAUCUACAUCAGCUCACUGCUCCAGGAGCUUGGCUUCCCCAGGGACAAAGUGCUAAAACUGACUCGGAAAAUUGACAAUGUCGAGACCAGUUGGGCUCUGGGGGCCAUUUUCCAUUACAUCGACUCCCUCAACAGACAGAAGAGUCCACCCUCAUAGCUGCGGAGCCUCAAUUCUCACCCCAGCCAGCAUUUCCAGCUCCCAUAUCCAUGGAUCCCUCCAUCCUGGACAUGAUUCCAUUCUUAAAGAGUCACCAUGCUGAUUGAGAACCUCCUCCCGCUGCCUGCAGUGGUACCUGUCACAGAUUUGCCUGGAACUAGUGGGGCUAGUGCUGACUGGUCCAGUCCUGCUGUGCCUCAUUUGGCAAAGCCUGGGCCUGGGGACAUGGACCCCGCCCCAGGCCUCCUGUCUGCCUGCCUCCAGGUAAACAGUGAGCCAGACAGGGCCAAGGGCAUACGCUCGAGGC